AUGUGCUGGUGGAGCAAUUCCGGGGCUGAAAGGUUUCUAGCUCAGCUCUCUGAAUUUGCUAUCGUCAAUAAACUCAGCCCGGGCCCUUUGAAGAACAUUGUCAAAAGCCUCCUCUUGGUGCCAAACGGUGCCCUAAAGAGGAUUCUCUCAGCAGAGCAGGUCAGAGCAGAUCUUAUCACUCUAGGGCUGAGUGAAGAAAAAGCCGGCUAUUUUGCCGAACAAUGGAAGGAGAAGUCUCCCACGCUAACUCUCCUGGCUGUGGGGCAAACUCUGAUGAUUAACCAGCUCAUAGACAUGGAGUGGAAGUUUGGAGUUACUGCUGGAAGCAGCGAACUGGGGAAGGCAGGAAGCAACUUCAUGCAGGUGGGUCUCUAUUAA
Molecule: messenger RNA, 378 nt
Organism: Rhineura floridana
Lineage: Eukaryota; Metazoa; Chordata; Lepidosauria; Squamata; Rhineuridae
Product: COMM domain-containing protein 7-like
Exons: 7
Coding region: 1-378 (125 amino acids)
Biological process (GO): negative regulation of DNA-templated transcription; tumor necrosis factor-mediated signaling pathway
Molecular function (GO): NF-kappaB binding
Source: RefSeq, a predicted model, not a curated record